This is a messenger RNA of Haplochromis burtoni (Burton's mouthbrooder), 1170 nucleotides long. Its product is annotated as butyrophilin-like protein 2. The record is from RefSeq and is a predicted model, not a curated record. NCBI's taxonomy places the organism in Eukaryota, Metazoa, Chordata, Actinopteri, Cichliformes, Cichlidae. Gene Ontology annotation, biological process: immune response; cell surface receptor signaling pathway; negative regulation of T cell proliferation. Gene Ontology annotation, cellular component: external side of plasma membrane.
GGACAUGACAGUACGUUUAAAUUUGUAUUAUGUAUGUAGGUUCAAGAUCAGAACUUACUGUCGUUUUUAUGCAACACACUCACACAAGACAAGUCAAAGGAAAUCUCCUCAGUGCUGCUGAUGGCGUCCGUGGAGCUCAUGUGCUGCUUUGUUCUCUUCUCAGUCGUUCAGGUCGCAGCAGAACCAGGUGAUGAGUCGGUCGUGCUGACCUGCAGAAGCACCGUUCAGCCCGAUGGUGCUAAAGUGGUGUGGAAGGACCGGAAUGAGAGGAAGGUGCACGUAUGUCAGAAAGACUCUGAGCAGCCUGAGAAACAGCACAGACGCUACAGAAACCGAACAGAGAUGAAGAAAGAGCCGCUGAGGACCGGAGACCUCAGCGUGACCCUGAAACACCCCACAAACACCGACAGGGACACCUACACCUGCACCGUCUACAGCAGGGAGGGGAAAGAACUGCUGGAGAAACAGGUGGAGCUGAAAAUCAAAGGGACAGAUCAGGUCCAGGAUCCAGCCGAGGACAACAAGGCUUUUGAAAUGACUCCUCUGAUGGACCAGCUUAGUCUGACUGGGCUCUGAUUAUGGAUCUGACUGGUCUGUGAGUCAGAGGGAAAACACCAGUAAGGGGCUGAAGGGGAUGAAGAGGGGACGAUGCUGAGUUCCUCCACGUUCUGUGAGGAUGUUUUCUGUUCACACAGCUGAACCCUGCAGUGGCUGUAGCUCAGCGCACUCAUUUGUUACCACAUUAGCACAAACAACACUCAUCUUUUACUUACACAUUUAUAUUGUACUUACCCAUAAUGCCUUGCUGUUCAGGUCUCAGCUGUGACCUGGGUGCUGUUUAGUUGAUGUUUGGACCUCAUGUCUGCACGGUCUCAGAGCUCCUACACGUGUGAGGCUUUAGUGUUGGCUGUGUCUGUGAAACUGCACAAAAUAUAAGACAACUAACACUUUAACAUACAUGUAGCUAACGAAGUGUACGAGGAAAAAGAACAAAAUGUUUCUGUAAAAUGCUGCUGAAGAGAAAAGAAAUAAAGUCCAUCAUCUGUCUCUGUCUGAUGUAUGAGUCAGGUUUGGGUGGAGGGCAUACAUUUGUCCUUGUUAUUCUUUACACAGUUAAUCACCUUGGUUCACUCCUCACAACACCUCAAAGUGUGGAGGAAGCAGUGACUC